Messenger RNA from Kuraishia capsulata CBS 1993, 1398 nucleotides. RefSeq lists its product as uncharacterized. Bases 1 to 1398 code for a protein of 465 amino acids. Gene Ontology annotation, biological process: citrate metabolic process; tricarboxylic acid cycle; carbohydrate metabolic process. The record is from RefSeq and is a predicted model, not a curated record. The transcript has 2 exons. NCBI's taxonomy places the organism in Eukaryota, Fungi, Ascomycota, Pichiomycetes, Pichiales, Pichiaceae. Gene Ontology annotation, cellular component: mitochondrial matrix.
AUGUCCUUAGCAUUCCGUUCAGUUGCCCGUUCCGCGCUUUCGCAGCGUUCUGCUGUGAUGGGUCUGCGUUCUUACUCCUCGAAGGAGCCAACCCUCAAAGAGCGUUUCGCCGAACUUCUUCCAGAGAAACAAGAGGAAGUCAAGAAACUCAAGGCCGAGUACGGUAAGACCGUGAUCGGUGAGGUCUUGCUCGAGCAAGCAUACGGUGGUAUGCGUGGUAUCAAGGGUUUGGUCUGGGAAGGAUCCGUGCUCGACCCAGUCGAGGGAAUCAGAUUCAGAGGCAGAACCAUCCCUGACAUCCAAAAGGAGCUUCCAAAGGCCGAAGGUGGUAACGAGCCAUUGCCAGAAGCCCUUUUCUGGCUUUUGUUGACCGGUGAGGUCCCAACUGCUGCCCAGACCAAGGCCUUCUCCGAGGAGCUUGCUGCCAGAUCUGCUUUGCCAAAGCAUGUUGAGGAGCUUAUCGACCGCUCCCCAGCCACUUUGCACCCAAUGGCCCAGUUCUCCAUUGCCGUUACUGCCCUCGAGUCCGAGUCUCAGUUCGCCAAGGCUUACGCCAAGGGUGUUAACAAGAAGGAGUACUGGAAGUACACCUACGAGGACUCCAUUGAUCUGUUGGCCAAGCUGCCUCCAAUCGCUGCCAGAAUCUACAGAAACGUUUUCAAAGACGGUAAGGUUGGCCAGGUGGACCCAACCUUGGACUACUCUGCCAACUUGGCUCAUCUUUUGGGAUACGGUUCCAACCCAGAGUUCUUGGAGUUGAUGCGUUUGUACGUCUCUAUCCACUCUGACCACGAGGGUGGUAACGUUUCCGCUCACACAACCCACUUGGUCGGAUCUGCUCUCUCUUCCCCAUACCUGUCUUUGGCCGCUGGUCUUAACGGUCUGGCUGGUCCUCUCCACGGACGUGCCAACCAGGAAGUCUUGGAAUGGCUUUUCGAGAUGAAGAAGGAGAUUGGUUCCGACAUCUCUAAGGAGAGAAUUGAGAAGUACCUUUGGGACACUCUUAACGCCGGCCGUGUUGUUCCAGGUUACGGCCACGCCGUCCUGAGAAAGACCGACCCACGUUACAUCGCCCAGCGUGAGUUCGCCCAGAAGCACAUGCCAGACUACGAUCUGUUCAAGCUUGUGUCCAACAUCUACGAGGUUGCUCCAGGUGUUUUGACCAAGCACGGUAAGACCAAGAACCCAUGGCCUAACGUGGACUCGCACUCUGGUGUCCUUCUCCAGUACUACGGAUUGACCGAGCAAUCCUUCUACACCGUUCUUUUCGGUGUUGCCAGAGCCUUUGGUGUCUUGCCUCAACUCAUUAUCGACCGUGGAUUGGGAUUUGCCAUUGAGCGUCCAAAAUCCUUCUCCACCGAGAAGUACGCCGAGCUGGUCAAGUCCCUGGCCAAAUAG